AGCAGAGGGACUUUUUGGGGUUGAUUUGGCCAUUAGAACAAGGAAAACAAGAGCUCCAGGUAGAUUAUAAUCACACAUUAGUUAUUUAAUAGUCCUAGUUUUACUAAUUUAGUUAAAAUGUUAAAUAAUUAUGUAUUAUUUUUAUGACUUUGUAGCGGAAUGGUGGGCUUCUUAUGGAAGCUCUAGCCCUAAUUUACAACAUUUGGCAAUCAGAAUACUAAGCCUUACUUGUAGUGCAUCAGGCUGUGAACGUAAUUGGAGUGUGUUUGAACAGAUUCAUACAAAAAAGCGGAACAAGCUUGCUCAAGAUAGACUCAAUGAUUUGGUCUUUGUGAAAUACAAUCAAGCACUGAAAAAUAGAUAUGAUAGGCAAGAUGUAGAUCCCAUUUCCUUGGCGGAUAUUGAUGAAAGUAAUGAAUGGCUACUUGGUAGUAUGAUGGAUGUCGAUGAGGACGCAGCAGAUGAGCGUGUUUUUGGUGAUGAUGAGAAUGAAGAGUUAACAUGGGGGGCUGUUGCAUCAGCAGCAGGUGUUGGAGAACCAAUUAAACAAACAAGAAGCCAAAGCCAAGCUAAAGGAAAAAAAGCUAGCUCAUCUAGAGCUAAAGGAAAACAACCGAUUACCAACAUUGAGGAACUUGCAAAUUUUGAUUCAGAUGAGUUAGAGGAAGACGAUGAAAGAUAUAAAUCCAACAAUGAAGGAGGAGAAAGUCCUGAGCUUGCCACAUCUGAAUCUGAUUCAGAUUUCUAGUUUGAUUUUUUUAUAGGCCUCAAUAUUGUUUUUUCAUAUUUUAAAGACAUUUUAUGCACUUGAUUGAUUAUUGGAAUAGUUUAUAUUAUUUUGUUGUAAUUUUGUAGAAGUUUAUGAUUGAAGUAGAUUUAUAUUUAUCACUUUAUCUAUGGUUUGUUGUCUAUAAUCUAUGUAUUAUGCAUUUUAUCUAUAGUAGCGCCUUGCUUCACUCAGGCGUGCGCCUUUGUAGCGCCUUGCGCCUAAGGCGUUUUACCAACUUUGCGCCUUGAGUGCGCCUUUCGCCUU
This is a messenger RNA of Prosopis cineraria, 1033 nucleotides long. RefSeq lists its product as uncharacterized. NCBI's taxonomy places the organism in Eukaryota, Viridiplantae, Streptophyta, Magnoliopsida, Fabales, Fabaceae. The transcript has 2 exons. The record is from RefSeq and is a predicted model, not a curated record. Bases 131 to 748 code for a protein of 205 amino acids. Gene Ontology annotation, molecular function: protein dimerization activity.